CCGUGAGAGUGAAUUAGCGUAUUCAAAUCAGGGACGGAAGAAAGAAAGAGAGAGAGAGAGAGAGAGAGAGAGAGAGAGGCGCUCACAUCCGAGCUAAUGGAGGAAGAGAAAGGAGAACAGAUGAAGCCCCUGAUAACCACAGGUAACGAUGAUGAAGCUGUAGUAGACUUGGGGAAGACAAGCUCCACUAUCAACACUAACUUCGAGAAGGAGGAGCUUGAAAGUCACAGAGCGGUGUACGUCGGGGUCCACGUCCCUCUGGGACGACAGAGCAGGAGACGCCAUCGACACAGGGGACACAGACACCACCGCAAACGGAGAGACCGGGACUCGGAGCGCGAGGAUGGACGAGAGUCUCCCACUUACGACACGCCCUCUCAGCGUGUACAGUUUAUCCUGGGCACUGAAGACGAUGAUGAAGAACACAUUCCCCACGAUCUGUUCACUGAGCUGGACGAGCUGCAUUUCCUCAAUGGAGAGAUGUACGAGUGGAAAGAGACAGCCAGGUGGCUAAAGUUUGAGGAGGACGUGGAGGACGGAGGUGAGAGGUGGAGUAAGCCGUACGUAGCCACUCUGUCUCUCCACAGCCUGUUCGAGCUGCGCAGCUGCAUCAUGAACGGCACGGUGCUGCUCGACAUGCGCGCAAACACCAUCGACGAGAUCGCAGACAUGAUCAUCGACAGCAUGGUGGCGUCCCAGCAGCUGGACGAGUGUCUGAAGGAUCAGGUCCGAGAGGCCGUGCUGAAGCGACAUCACCACCAGAGCGAGAAGAAGCUCAGCAACCGCAUCCCGCUCGUGCGCUCCUUCGCUGAUAUAGGCAAGAAACACUCGGACCCGCACUUACUCGACCGCGACGGUCUCAUGGCGUCUCCACAGUCUGCUCCAGGAAACCUGGAGAACAGUAAGCCCAGUGAGAGUCGGAUAAACGGGGGGAGCAGGGAGAACAGCACCGUGGACUUUAGUAAGCCACGACAGCAGGACUGCCGCAUCUCUUUCCACUGUCUUUGCGGAACUCUGAGACCCAGCGUGGAUAUGAACUUCAUGAAGAAGAUCCCCCCUGGUGCCGAGGCGUCUAAUGUGCUGGUUGGUGAAGUCGACUUUUUGGAGCGACCGAUCAUCGCCUUCGUCCGUCUUUCACCUGCUGUCCUCCUCACUGGCCUCACAGAGGUCCCCGUCCCCACCAGGUUCUUGUUUCUGCUGCUUGGACCAUUUGGUAAAGGCCCUCAGUACCAUGAGAUCGGCCGCUCCAUUGCCACACUGAUGACUGAUGAGAUUUUCCAUGAUGUAGCGUAUAAGGCUAAAGACAGGAACGACCUGCUGUCUGGGAUCGAUGAGUUUUUGGACCAGGUGACGGUUCUGCCCCCGGGCGAGUGGGACCCCACCAUCCGCAUAGAACCUCCUAAAAACGUCCCGUCUCAGGAGAAAAGGAAGAUGCCAGUGCCAAAUGGCUCCGCCCCUCAGUCCGAGGUCAUCAAAGAGGAGGAGCAUCACACAGGACCAGAACUGAAGAGAACAGGACGUAUAUUUGGCGGGCUGGUGUUGGAUGUGAAGAGGAAAGCGCCGUUUUAUUGGAGUGAUGUCCGUGAUGCGUUCAGCCUGCAGUGUUUGGCGUCAGUGUUGUUCCUGUACUGCGCCUGCAUGUCUCCCGUCAUCACAUUCGGAGGCCUGCUGGGAGAAAUCACCAAGAACAACAUUAGUGCUAUUGAGUCAUUAUUCGGGGCGUCUCUGACCGGAGUGGCAUACUCUCUCUUUGCGGGUCAGCCCCUCACCAUCCUGGGCAGCACUGGUCCGGUUCUGGUGUUUGAGAAGAUCCUCUUUAAGUUCUGCAGUGAUUAUGGCCUGUCCUACCUCCCCCUGCGCACCAGUAUUGGUUUGUGGACGGCGUUCCUGUGUGUGGUGUUGGUGGCCACAGACGCCAGUUCUCUUGUGUGUUACAUCACUCGGUUCACGGAGGAAGCCUUCGCAGCGCUCAUCUGCAUCAUCUUCAUCUACGAGGCGGUGGAGAAGCUCUUUCACCUGAGUGACAUGUUCCCCAUUAACAUGAACAAUGACCUGGACAACCUUACCUUCUACAGGUGUCAGUGCUCUUCACCUUUGAACAUCACACCUGAGCUCACAAACCUGUGGAACCAGAGUGGCUUCACCCCUGACACAGUCAACUGGAGCGGACUGGAUGUGCCUACGUGUAAGAAGCUGCAGGGUGUGUUUGUGGGCGGGGCCUGCAGUGAUCACGGCCCCUUCAUCCCUGACGUCCUGUUCUGGUCCAUCAUCCUCUUCUUCACCACCUUCUUCCUCUCAGCGUUCCUCAAACAGUUCAGGACCAAGCGCUACUUCCCCACCAGGGUUCGCUCUACCAUCAGUGAUUUUGCGGUUUUUCUCACCAUCAUGAUCAUGGUGCUGCUGGAUUACCUGGUGGGGAUUCCUUCGCCAAAACUCAACGUCCCAGACACCUUCGAGCCCACCUCUAAAGGUCGUGGUUGGUGGAUGACCCCUCUGGGUUCAAAUCCCUGGUGGACUCUGUUAGCGGCGGUGAUUCCUGCUCUGCUCUGCACCAUCCUCAUCUUCAUGGACCAGCAGAUCACCGCCGUCAUCAUCAACCGCAAAGAGCACAAGCUCAAGAAAGGCUGUGGAUAUCACCUGGACCUGUUGGUGGUGGCGGUGAUGCUGGGCGUGUGCUCUCUCAUGGGCCUGCCGUGGUUCGUCGCUGCCACUGUUCUCUCCAUCUCACACGUGAACUCCCUGAAGGUGGAGUCAGAAUGCUCCGCCCCUGGGGAACAGCCCAAAUUCCUGGGUAUCAGAGAGCAGAGAGUCACGGGCUUGAUGAUCUUCGUCCUCAUGGGCUUGUCCGUCUUCAUGACCUCUGUGCUCAAGUUUAUCCCCAUGCCGGUGCUGUAUGGAGUGUUCCUCUACAUGGGCGUGUCAUCUCUUAAAGGUAUCCAGUUCUUUGACCGUAUUAAGCUGUUCGGGAUGCCGGCUAAGCACCAGCCUGACCUCAUCUACCUGCGCUACGUUCCUCUGUGGAAGGUCCACGUCUUCACCCUGGUGCAGCUCACCUGCCUCGUGCUGCUGUGGGUCAUCAAAGCCUCGGCCGCCGCCGUCGUCUUCCCCAUGAUGGUAUUGGCUCUGGUGUUUGUACGGAAGCUUCUAGACUUCUGCUUUACGAAGCGAGAGCUCAGCUGGUUGGAUGAUUUGAUGCCAGAGAGCAAGAAGAAGAAGGAGGACGACAAGAAGCUCGCAGAAGAGGAGGCAGAGCGUAUGCUCGGGGUUGAGGGAGUGAUGGAGUACGACAGCGACAACCUGCUCAGCAUCAAAACCCUCAAACCCAGUGACCCAUCUGUGGUUAACAUUACUGAUGAAGUGGCCAAAACCAGCAUGUGGAAAGCGGUGAACUCUGACCCCUGCAAAGGGCCCAAAUAUAGGGACAGUGAUAAGACUCCCAGCAUUAAAAUCACAGUGGACGCUGCAGACGGAGGGUUGUUUGUGGACACGGAGACGUCGCUAUGACAACGAAGAGAGCAGAGCGUCUGAGAGACUGAGUUUCUCAAAGCAGAGGCCAAAUGAGUUCAAGAGGAAACACUUGCUCUAUGCUCACACACACACACACACACACACACACACACACACAAUGUAUGAUGAUUAAAUGUAAGCAGCGUGUAGUUAGAGCAUCAUUCGCUGAGGUACGUCAUCACACAGCUGAGAGCCACUUGACCUCUGACUCCACCCACUAUUAUUAUUAUUAAUUAAGUGGUGAAGCGAGGCUCCACCCCCAUCCUCUGUGCAGCUUUUAUUUACCUUUUAGUUUACUUUUAAUCUUGUUUCCAGAACUGUUAAACAGUGUACAGCUGCAUAGAGGCGUUUACUCUGUGUGUGUGUGUGUGUGUGUGUGUGUGUCGCCUCUGAAAAGAGAACUUUAAUUGUAUGUGUACGAUCUGUAAACGGUUCUGUGUGUGUGUGUUCUUCCAUGUCACCAUACACCUAAAAAGUCUCGAGCUCUUCUGCAGUCUCUGGAGGAACUGUUAAUAGUUCUGUGUAGAACUUCACAUUGAGAUGUUUACUAUCAGACCCCACGCCUUACAGAACCUUCGGUUUGAGUGUCGUUUUCUGGCAGGUUCUAGAUGUGAAGGAGAAAAUACUAAGCAAUAAUGUUUAGGUGGAACUCAGGGCUCUUUAAGAGUCUCAUCAAAUAAUGAGUUCUUCAUCAAAAAAAAGUUCGUAUUUGUGUGUAUGUGGACCCCAGUGUUGCUGCUGUGAGAACCUCACGGCGUCUCGCUCAAAACGGUUCUAGUCAGUCGUUUCAGUUUGGUAAAACUGACUCUUUAGCGCCCCCUCAGGACAGUCACCAAUGCUGCAGUUGCACCAAAAUGUGAUGGUUUUUUUAUUGGAUUUUUUAAAGAACUUUACACAACACCUUGUGCCUGAUUUGUACGAGACGCUCCGCCUUGCUCCGAUCUGAUUUCCCUUUUUUGUUAGUGUUUUAUUUGUGCGUUUUAGCUGCUGAGUGUGAAACUGCUCUUUAACUUAUUAGACAUUUAUUCAUUAAGUAUUUAAAGUUUUAUUCUUUUAGAUUAGCCACUUUCAUUCAAGAUGAUUCCUGAUGUUUUCCAGCUGUUCUGUUUAUUUUAUUUUUUAUCCAUUUGUUUAUGAGCUGUGACUGCACUUACCUUCAUCAUCAUUAUAAUGUCUUCUUUUUGAAGAUUCAGAACAAGUAUUUCUCCUGGUGAGUGCUGCAGGUUCCCAGUAAGGCUGCUGCUUUCGCUCCAUCGCUCGCGUUUCCUGUUUAUAAAACUGUACAGUGACGCUCUUCUGCAGUGGAGCUGCGUUUUUGUAAAACUUCUACAGAAAAAUGAUCGAAUAAAAGCAGUGAAGUUGUUAUAA
Molecule: messenger RNA, 4875 nt
Organism: Clarias gariepinus (North African catfish)
Lineage: Eukaryota; Metazoa; Chordata; Actinopteri; Siluriformes; Clariidae
Gene: slc4a7
Product: solute carrier family 4 member 7
Exons: 26
Coding region: 97-3504 (1135 amino acids)
Biological process (GO): regulation of intracellular pH; bicarbonate transport; transmembrane transport
Cellular component (GO): apical plasma membrane; basolateral plasma membrane; plasma membrane
Molecular function (GO): monoatomic anion transmembrane transporter activity; sodium:bicarbonate symporter activity; solute:inorganic anion antiporter activity
Source: RefSeq, a predicted model, not a curated record